AUGUCAGCUUUUUUGAAAGGCGUUUCUUUAAUUGCAGAUGGCAAGGUGACAACAGACCUGUUCGACAAAGUAUCGCUCAUUAAAAAUGAAAUAAUAACGUUAAAGUCCCUCACCAAUGACUCUAUGAAGGAUAAAUACAUCGAGCUUGCAGCUAAUCUCAAACCAGAUAAAAUAUUACUCCACAAAAGUGAACAACUUGUCCAGGACAUGGAAAAUUUGCAGAGUCGCAUUAAUGAUCAGAUCGUGACAAAAUUGACCAGUUCGUCAAACGAAUUACAGAAUCUUUCUAUAGAACUGAAAGAAUAUAAUUACAGUUUGCAUUUAUCCAGUCAUCUAUUAAAAAUUCAUCAGGCCUUUAAUUACAUAGAAUCUUUUAACAAUAGUAAUAAACAAUUGAACGGGCAAUAUUCAACUGUAGCAAAGAUUAUGGUAGAAUUGCAAGAAUUAGUAAUUGAACAAUACCGUGAUAUUCAGCUACUGAACAAUUACGUUGUAAUGAAGGAAGAAUAUUUCAAAUUGCACAACAAUUUCACUGAAGAAUUGGUUUCUUUGUGGCAUAAAAAUAUUUAUUGGAGUGAUCAAAAGGACACUUUUGAUGAAAAUAUCGUCAGUUUAAGUGUAAAAUUCCCUGUUGACGAUUUGAUGGAUUUAGUUCAAGCUCUUUUUAUUGUUAAAAAAUUACAAAAAUACGUAGAACUGCUGUCAAUCAAAUUAUUGCGAAAUUUUAUUAGUCCAAUAAUCAACUGUGAAUGUCUUGUUAAUAACACAGAUAAUUCAUUUUCGAUUAAAAUUUUAAAUAAGAAACAAGUGCCACCUUACAGAUCUGUUUUAGACAAUCUAAAGAUUUUUUUUGAAUUUGUAAAAAAACAUUUUGAAAUUUCUGUGGAUAGCGAAAAAAGUUUACUAUCUCAAAUUUCAAAUAUAAUAUUUUCAGAUUUCUCAAAUCUUUUAACAACAAACUGUAUUUUCAAAAUACUUCCUACCUCAACUGCAGAAAUUGAAACUUUUAAAAAUAUUGUCUUAGAAGUUGAUGCCUUUCAAAAUUAUUUAUUAGAUAUUAAAUUUAUAACUGAAGAGCAAAAGUUCCUGACCAAUUAUACUAACAAUAUCGAUGAAUUGUACAUUGAAAAGAAAAUUGAAAAAUUAUUGGAAACUGCUAGAAAUAUCAUGAAGAAGGAUCUUCAUGAUUCUAUAAGCUACAAACAAAAAAGUCUUGAAGAACAUGAUUGUAUUACAGAGAAUGUGAUGGAAGACUACGAAAGUAUAACACUAUGUGAUAAUUUUUUUCACUUUCCUAAAUGUCAAAUCAGUAAAAGUGCUCAAGAAAUCAUUUGCUUAGUAGAAGAAAUUUUAGAAGAAGGUUGUCAAAAUCCAGAAAAAUAUUUACCAAAACUGUUUUACACUACUCGGAAUAUAUUUGAAAUGUAUGCCAAUUUAGUACCAGAAAUACACAAAUCCUAUUUGGAAACUAUACCACAGCAAGUAGCUCUGUUUCACAAUAAUUGCCUCUAUCUUUCGCAUAAUUUAUUAACAUUGGCGUUUAAGUACCAAAAAAAGAUAACACCAUCAUGUCAAGAAUUUUCACUAAUUUAUGCAGAUCAAGUAUUACUUCUUAGAGAAGUUGGUUAUAAAUAUUUUUUGAGUCAUUUAAAGUAUCAAAGAGACACGAUUCUCGAUAUAUUACGAGAGUCGGGUUUAACAACAAUUGGUCAGAUGCCUGAAUUACCCGCAUCUACAGAACGAGCACUUAGACAGUGCAUCAGACAACUGGAACUGUUGAAAACAGUUUGGACAGAAAUCCUCCCAAUCAAGGUGUUUUAUAGAGUUAUGGGUUGUAUUAUCAAUAACAUGAUUGAUGACAUAAUUGCCAAAGUGAUAAGUGUGGAGGAUAUUCCUGCUCAUGUUGCAUCAGAACUGGUUACACUUUUUAAUAUGCUUCUUAAUAGAAUACCGCAAAUUUUCUCGGAUCCACAGUCAAUAGAACGAUAUGUUCAAAGAUGGAAAAAAUUAAAGGAAUUGAUUAUAAUUUUGGGAGCAUCUUUGAAAGAAAUAGAAGAUAGGUGGGCCGACGGUAAAGGUCCACUUGCAAAAGAAUUUUUACCUCAACAUGUCAAACAGUUGAUUCGGGCGUUAUUCCAAAAUACAGAGAGGAGAUCUCAUUUACUAUCUAGGAUAAAAGAAAAAUCAUAAAGUAUGAAGUACACACAGCUUGAAGCACGCGCAGUGCACUA
Messenger RNA from Copidosoma floridanum, 2231 nucleotides. RefSeq names its product Zeste-white 10 kinetochore protein (gene Zw10). Lineage: Eukaryota; Metazoa; Arthropoda; Insecta; Hymenoptera; Encyrtidae. Gene Ontology annotation, biological process: mitotic spindle assembly checkpoint signaling; endoplasmic reticulum to Golgi vesicle-mediated transport; mitotic cell cycle. The record is from RefSeq and is a predicted model, not a curated record. Gene Ontology annotation, cellular component: chromosome, centromeric region; nucleus; RZZ complex.